Epinephelus fuscoguttatus (brown-marbled grouper) is the source of this 1309-nucleotide messenger RNA. Its product is annotated as phospholipid phosphatase-related protein type 5-like. Gene Ontology annotation, biological process: signal transduction; phospholipid dephosphorylation; phospholipid metabolic process. The record is from RefSeq and is a predicted model, not a curated record. The transcript is spliced from 6 exons. Gene Ontology annotation, molecular function: phosphatidate phosphatase activity. Bases 80 to 1015 code for a protein of 311 amino acids. NCBI's taxonomy places the organism in Eukaryota, Metazoa, Chordata, Actinopteri, Perciformes, Serranidae.
UGUACGACUAAAUACCUAAUCACUGUGGAAACAGUACUGAAGAGCGUGUAGCAUCAGAUUGUUGGAGGCAGGGUCCACCAUGCUGUACUUCCAGGUGGUGAUUUUGGCAGCUACAGUGAUGCUAGUUUACUACUGUGAGUUUACUGACACCUUCAGUCCAGCCGAACAGGGCUUUAUCUGCAGAGACCCUGCUUUAACUAAACCAGACCCUGGACCUGAACAGGACAGUCGUGUACAGCCAGUGAUACUGUACUCUGUGGUGGGUGGACUGCCUGUUGUACUGAUUUCAGGCCUAGAGCUCGUUAUCUUCCUCCUUCACUACAACUCAAACAACCUAUACGACCAGGAGAAGGUUGUUGUCAUGGGUGACUGUUGCUACGUGAACCCCAUGGUGCGCAGGACCUUCCGUUUCCUUGGUGUGUAUGUCUUUGGUCUGUUUACAACAGACAUAUUUGUCAACGCAGGUCAGCUGGUCACAGGAUGUCUGGCUCCUCACUUCCUGUCUGUUUGCCAGCCCAAUUACACAGCCCUCGGCUGUCUGGACACAGCACUUUUUGUCAGCCAAUCAGAUGCUUGCACUGGUGACCCUGAUGACAUCAUGAGAGCCAGAAAGACUUUCCCCUCCAAAGAGGCUGCGCUGAGUCUGUAUACGGCUGUUUACCUGGCAAUGUACAUCAUGUCCUGUGUCGGUUCCAGAGGAGGCCGUCUGACUGGACCCCUCGUCAGCCUCUCAUUGGUCAGUCUGGCUGCGCUAACAGGCAUCAACAGAGUGGCUGAGUACCGAAACCACUGGAGUGAUGUCAUUGCAGGACAAGCCAUUGGGGGAGCUAUUGCUGUAUUUCUGGUGAUGUUUGUGGUUCAGUAUUUUAAAAAGAGACCUGUGAUUUCUCAGAGUCCCUCAGACGCAGGCACAGCAGACACUGAUGAGGCUUCUCCCCAAAGAAAUCACAGCAUGGAAGCCAGUGACAAAUACAUUGUUACAAAGAGUCCAGGAUCCUUCACAGAAGUCACAUGACUGUGAACCCCCCCACUGCAUGACCAGGGGGAAAUGGAAGUCACCUGUUCUACGUCACAUUAGGACCUCCAUAUUCAAAGACGUUAUUCUCUUUAAGAUCCUUUUUGCAGCAUUUGGAAAUAAUGAGUUAUUACCACCUUAAUCUUGACUAAUGAGUGUAAAUGUGGCAAACAAAUGGUCACUACAUGCAUCUGCUUUUGUCUUGCAUGAUGCCAAAUCAGUUUUGCUGGAUAUCUGCUUUAUCCUCAGCUUCUUGUGCGCAGCAGGAAGUGGGUGCUUUUCUUCCACAAUGAA